AUGUUGCGCCUCACAGCUGCCCUCUCCCUUGCGGGUGUUGUCUCUGCUUCUUUCGAGAACAACCUCGCCUACCUCUCACCAUCUCGUCGCCACGCCUCUCUCGCUGUCCCUCUUGCCCACGUUCAGAAGCGCCAGAGUGGCUCUUUGUACACAGCAGCGGAAGUGAACUUCACCCACGGCAUCGCGUCAGGAGAUCCAUAUGCCAACUCCGUUAUUCUCUGGACCAGACUUUCCCCCACAGCCGAUAACGUCGCCUCAGAUAUCGUCCCAGAGGGCGUAGUGCCCAUCUAUGGCGAUGAGGGCGCCCCCCCCAGCAGCCGCGCCGCCUGCGUCGAGUACCGCAUUGGCACAGACGAAGCCUUGACCAAUGUCGUAAACAGCGGCAGAGCCUACACCUCGAGCGAAGUAGACUGGACAGUCAAGUUUGAAGCAACAAACCUCCAACCCUUCACAACCUACUUUUACCGCUUCAACGUCUGCGACUCCUCCAAAUCCUCCGUCGUCGGCCGCACAAAGACCAUCCCCACAAAAGACCAAACCGUCCCCCGCAACAUCAAGCUAGCAGUCUACUCCUGCUCCAACUACCCCGAAGGCUACUUCAACGCCUACGCCGCCGUCAACGCCAAGGAUUCCGCAGAUUACAUCCUCCACCUCGGCGAUUACAUCUACGAGUACAAAGCCGGCCUCACCGACCUCCGCAAACCUCUUCCUGACCGGGAGACUUACUCUCUCUACGAUUACCGCAAGCGCACAGCUUCCUACCGUCUCGAUCCUGAUCUUGCCUUGUCUCACCAAAAGUUCCCUUGGAUCCCUGUCUGGGAUGACCACGAGGUCGCUGACAACAGUUACAAGGACGGCUCCAAGAACAGCGACGGGGAGGAGUUCAGGUUGAGGAAGCAGGCGGCUGUGAGGUCGUAUUUUGAGUGGAUGCCCCUUCGGCAGGUCACUAUGGAUGACUCUUUGCGCAUCUGGCGGGAUUUCUCCAUUGGGAACUUGUUUGAUCUCAUCAUGCUUGACACGAGGCAGUACAACCGGGACGUUACCGUUCUUGGGCCGCUGGGGGGGAUUAUUGGGGGGAAUAAGAAUGAGGUGGAGGAGCAGGCUGAUUGGGUGAACAGGACGAUCAUGGGGUUCAACCAAGAGGCUUGGUUCUACACCAAGCUUCAGGAGUCGAGUGAUCGACAGGCCAGGUGGAGGUUGGUGGGCAACCAGGUGAUCUUCAGCAGGGUGACGAUUGGAGUUUUUAAUGAUGAGCCGUUUAAUCUGGAUCAGUGGGAUGGGUACAUCGCGAAUAGGGACAGGGUGUACAAGACACUGGUGGACAACAAGAUCAACAACACGGUCAUGCUGAGCGGGGAUAGCCAUGCGGCUUGGGUGAGUGAUAUGGUUUGGAAGGCGGAGGAGGGGUAUGAUGAGAACACCGGGGCGGGGGCGGUGGGGGUUGAGUUGGCGGGGAGUGCGGUGAGCAGCUCCAGUCCGUUGACGGGGAUUGUGCCGAGGUUGAUCACGGAUCCGAUUUCCAAGUUAUUGAUCAAGAACAACCCGACGUUGCAGUGGCAGGAUUUGUAUUAUAGGGGAUAUUUUGAGAUGGAUAUUGGGUAUGAUGCUAUUGAGGCGCAGUUCUUUGGGAUUCCAAAUCUCAAGAAGAGGAGUACGGAGGAGAUCAAGAUUGCAAAGUUCUUGAUCAGGGAUGGGGAGAAUAAGUUGGCGAGGAACCCUACUGUGGGUGGUGGAGUGGCGUAUGCGGGCGCGUUGAAGAAUGGCAAGGUCGAGAAGGCACCUUGA
This is a messenger RNA of Podospora anserina S mat+, 1785 nucleotides long. RefSeq lists its product as uncharacterized. The record is from RefSeq and is a predicted model, not a curated record. The transcript has 2 exons. Lineage: Eukaryota; Fungi; Ascomycota; Sordariomycetes; Sordariales; Podosporaceae. The coding region runs from base 1 to 1785 and encodes 594 amino acids.